UCCGCGCCGCCUCCUCCGGGCGUCCCCUGCCGGCUCCGGGGCUCCGGGCUGCUUCCCUCCCCUCUCUCCUCCUUCCCUUCCUCCCCUCGCGGGACUGCCGGACUCGGGGCUUGUCGCCGCUGUGGCAGCACCGUGUGUGUCGGUGCGGGACGCGGUGACAGCGCUGGCGGUCGCCCUCAACCCCGUACCGGGGGCUCGGCGCCGGUACCGAGCCGUGGUGCCUGGGCUCGACGCUGCUGUGUCUCGGCGGGGCAGCCGGCUGGUUCCCCUUCAGGGCAGCCUCCCGUGGAAAUAGCGCCGUGCGAAGGUGUUGCUUUUCAGUGGUCUCUUCUCCUUUCGAGUGUCGGGCCGUGGACUUUGUUGGCAGGUGGCUUUUUUUAAUGCAGUAGUGUUGUUUCCUGGCUGAAGAUUAAAGAUGAGAAUAGCAGGUGCUGCAAAGUUGGUGGUAGUUGUAGCAAUAUUUUUAUUGACAUUUUAUGUCAUAUCUCAAGUGUUUGAAAUAAAAAUGGAAGCAAACUUAGGACACAUAUUUGCUAGAUCAGCAUUGGAUGCAGCUGCACGCUCCACAAAACCUCCAAGAUACAAAUGUGGGAUCUCUAAAGCUUGUCCUGAAAAGCAUUUUGCGUUCAAAAUGGCAAGUGGAGCAGCAAAUGUAGUUGGACCUAAAAUUUGCGUAGAAGAUAACGUUUUAAUGAGUGGAGUUAAAAAUAAUGUUGGCAGAGGAAUAAAUGUGGCCUUGGUCAAUGGUAAAACAGGAGAACCAUUAGACACUAAAUUCUUUGACAUGUGGGGAGGAGAUGUGGCACCAUUUAUUCAAUUUCUUAAGUCUAUCCAGGAUGGAACCAUAGUGUUAAUGGGAACAUAUGAUGAUGGUGCAACCAAGCUUAAUGAGGAAGCACGGAAGCUGAUUGCUGAAUUGGGAAGCACGUCCAUCACUAACCUUGGCUUUAGAGACAACUGGGUCUUCUGUGGUGGAAAAGGAAUUAAGACUAAAAGUCCAUUUGAACAGCAUAUAAAGAACAACAAGGAUACAAACAAAUAUGAAGGUUGGCCAGAAGUUGUUGAGAUGGAAGGCUGUAUCCCUCAGAAGCAAGACUAAAUCAAAACAAAA
This is a messenger RNA of Cygnus olor (mute swan), 1111 nucleotides long. It is a transcript of the gene FAM3C, whose product is annotated as FAM3 metabolism regulating signaling molecule C. NCBI's taxonomy places the organism in Eukaryota, Metazoa, Chordata, Aves, Anseriformes, Anatidae. The transcript is spliced from 10 exons. The record is from RefSeq and is a predicted model, not a curated record. Bases 416 to 1099 code for a protein of 227 amino acids.